AUGGGUUGGGUUGGGUCGGUUUUUACCCCAACCCAACAUGUUCGGUUUUAUUUAUAUUCAACACAACCCAACCCAAUUAACGAUUUAAACCCAACCCAACCUGAUCAAGUUCGGGUUGGGUUGGCUAUGACAUCAAUUCGGGAAAUGGCAGCCAUUGACUAUUCAAACAAUUUCUCAUGGGUUAGCUCGUGGCUCACUAUAAAAUUACAAGAGAGUCGUCGUCAACCCUCCAAGAAACUGCAAUUAACUAGACACAAAAGAAUGACAGAGAGCGUAGUAUCAUUUCUAGUGAAUCAGCUAGCAACACUGAUCCAAGAAGAGAGACAACUAUUAGGAAGUCUUGAUGAAAACUUCAUGUAUAUCCAUGAUCAACUGGAGCUAAUGCGGCCUUUUUUGCAAGGUGCUGAUGCACAAGAUGGCAAUCCUCAACUCCAAGCAUGGGUUAAACAAGUGAGGGGGGUUGCUUAUGAUGCUAAAGAUGCCAUCGACACAUUUAUGUUACAACUUGCAAAUCUUUGUGCAGAAGAUAGUGCCCAUAAUAUUGCGUCUGAUUUGGAAAACAUCAAGGGAAGGGUCACGAACAUUUUUGAAGCACGUGAGAGGUACCAAAUAAAAAAUGUUGCACCGCUGAGAUCUAGGUCUACCUUAUUGUUUGAUGGGCGUAAUGAUGCACUUUUGGUGGACGAAGCUAAGCUUGUAAGAAUUGACAGGCCAAAAGAAUUGCUCAUUAAAGAGCUUCUUGAUGAUGAAACUCGGCUUAAAGCUAUUUCUGUGUGGGAAAUGGGAGGAUCGAGGAAGUCCACAUUGGUUAAACGGAUUUACGAGGAUGAACGAGUGAAAGGAAAAUUCUGGUGCCAUGCUUGGAUCACUGUUUCUCGGUCCGUUCCCAUCAUGGAGCUUCUCAAAGACUUGAUUCGAAAGUUGCCCGAUGAAAUCAAGGAACCUAUACCUCAGGAACUCAAACAAGAGGUUGAAUUGAAAGAACUUGUCAAGAAAUUCCUCUCUGAAUGUCAGUAUAUUAUAGUUUUUGAUGAUGUAUGGAGCACUGAUUCAUGGGAUGCUCUUAAGCAUGCACUACCUGACAAAAAUAUGAGUAGUCGUGUAGUGCUCACUACACGGAUACUCGAUGUGGCUAACUUAGCCAGUGGGACGGAAUAUCCGGGCUAUGUCCAUGAAAUGGAGGCCUUAUCUGAUGAAGACUAUUGUAAACUACUUUGUAACAAGACUGGAAACGAAACCAUCCCCCGACAUCUAAAAGACUCUACAAAUGGCAUAUUGGAUAAAUGUAAGGGUUUGCCUCUUGCCAUUGAUGUUGUUGGUGGUCUAUUGGAUAUGAAGGACAAGAACAACAUAGAGGAGUGGAGUACAGUUUGUAGCUACCUUAACACCAAGCUACAUGGUUAUAGCGAUAACCUUGAAAGAAUACGACAAAUACUUCUUCUAAGUUACCAUGAUUUGCCUUACUAUCUCAAGACUUGUCUAUUGUACUCGAGCAUUUUCCUUGAAGAUAGUACUAACUUUGAAAGAAUACGACAGGUACUUCUUCUAGGUUACUAUGAUUUGCCUUACGAUCUCAGGACUUGUCUAUUGCACUUGAGCAUUUUCCCUGAAGAUCAUAUGAUUGACUGUAUGAUAUUGAUUCGUUUAUGGAUAGCUAAAGGAUUUGUGCAAGGGAAAGAAAGGUUGACAAAAGAAGAGGUUGCACUUCGUUAUCUUGAGGUGCUUAUUAAUAGAAGCCUAAUCCAAGUUGUAGAGAGAUAUCCAGAUGGAAGGAAUAUUGUGAGCACAGGAAUCGGAAGAGAUUCAGAGUUGCCUGAUAAAGUUCGAAGGUUGGCAAUACGUACUUCCGUAGACAGCGGCCACCUAGAAAUUAAUAGGUUGAAAUAUCUACGAUCACUGAUAUUAACAGUAUCCGAAUAUUCACUAUUUGAAUCAUUCUCAUCGGAGCUGCGAUUUGAAUCAUUCUUAUCGGAGCUACUGUCAGGUAGUCGAAAGUUGCUAAUGGUAUUGGACUUAAGAGAUGCUCCACUAGGAAAGAUCCCAAGUGAAGUUUUCAAACUUUAUCAUCUUACGUAUUUGAGUCUCAGGGGGAUAGAGGUUGAUGUAAAAAUUGAGUAA
Molecule: messenger RNA, 2118 nt
Organism: Olea europaea var. sylvestris
Lineage: Eukaryota; Viridiplantae; Streptophyta; Magnoliopsida; Lamiales; Oleaceae
Product: disease resistance protein RPM1-like
Exons: 5
Coding region: 1-2118 (705 amino acids)
Biological process (GO): defense response to other organism
Molecular function (GO): ADP binding
Source: RefSeq, a predicted model, not a curated record